GAGAGCUGAGCAGCGACGGCACUGAGGCAGGAAGACGGCGAGAGAGGUGGAAGAAGAGAAGUAAAAAGAUCCGGGGGGAGUGACAGCAGCAUGAGCUUUUAGAGAAAAAAAACUGCUCCACACACUUCAGCAACUUUGAAGAAAAAAGAGCCCUUUUCUCCUUGGACCUGUUCAUUUCUUUAUUCCAUGAGUGCAGCAAGUGUGCUUAGGUCCUUCAGUCCAUCAGCGAUGCCUGGCCCAGUAAUGCCGAUGGAUGUGGCCAUGAGAUUCUACAUCAGCCACUCCCCACCUCCUCUCCGAGGCUUCUUGAGCUCCUACGAGGACCUGCAGAGGGCCAAGAACCGAGUGAACCAGUCCACCGGCCGCAGCCACAGCCAGCAGCUGUACAAGCCGCUGAGACCCUGCCUCAGCAACCAGCAGAAAGCCGAGGACGACGGCGGCUCCGUGGGCUGGAGCAACAAGGCCGGCAAGAAGAGGGUGGUGUUCGCCGACACCAAGGGCAUGUCGCUCACGGCCAUCCACGUCUUCUCCAAGUUUGACGAUGAGCCAUAUGCGAACAAGCGGGCCAGGGGCAUCGCGGAGGAGCUGCAGUUUGACAUGACGGACCUGGAGGCGGCUACAAUGGAUCUAAAGAUCAGCUGUGUGCGCAGCCUGGCGCUUGACUUUAAACAGCCCUCGGCCGACUACCUGGAUUUCCGGAACCGCCUGAUUCAGAACUCCGUCUGCUUGGAGAACUGCUCGCUGCAGGAGCGCACGCUCACCGGCACCAUCAAGGUGAGGAACGUCGGCUUCGAGAAGUCGGUGCAGGUGCGCAUCACCUUCGACUCGUGGGCCAGCUUCACCGACGUCGAUUGCACCUUCAUGAACAACGUGUACGGCUGCCAGGACACCGACACCUUCGCGUUCGUCCUGGAGCUGCCCGCCCAAGUCCCGCCGGGGAACCGGGUCGAGUUCUGCAUCUGCUACAAGACCCCGGGCCAGACCUUCUGGGACAAUAACGACGGCAAGAACUACGUCCUGAAGCACGCCGGCUGGAACGGGCCGGACCUCACCUGCACGGCGCCGCCGGCGUCGGCCGAGCAGAAGAAGUCUUCAGAGCACAAAAACGGAAGCGGCUUGAAGUUGCUGGAGCUCGAGUUUGACCAGUUCGGCAGCCCACGCAUGUCCAGUGGACUCUUCCCCGGCUGGCAGAGCUGGGGUCAGAUAGAUAACACGGUGCCUUACUGGUGAAAGCAUCAGUAUAUUUGCUGAACUGGCAUUGGAAUAAGAUAACAGACACUGACAGGGCAUUCGGUACAAAUCCAGCCGUGGGUUCGAGCUUGACUGGCUCUCAGCCACAGACUGAACUGAACUGAACUGAAGCAAACAACCUCUGCUUCUUCUUUUUUCUUUUUUUUUUUUUUUUUUUUAGCAGAGGAAGCACAAACACAAACCAGACAGAAACCCAACUGUACAGUGCUCAACUGACCUGCUUUUCGCUGUAACGUGGUCAUUCAGCCAGAGGCCGGAGGGAUUAAUGGUUGAAGCCUGUCAUGUUUCACAUAGUUCUCUUGUGUAGAAAACCCAUGUGCCUUCUCUCUAUGUGCCUGCCCACUAAAAAUGUAUGACCCACAACAAAUGUAAAGCCCCGUCCGAGGGCCCGACACAUUGGUUAAAUAUGCACUGAUUGAGUUGUCCCUCUCAAUGUGACGAGGUGGAAAUGGAGAUGGUUAAAUCCUUCAUAUUGAAGGGAGAGUACGGGAAACGCGUGGCGAAUACACGAAAAGACAGCCCUUCAUUUCUGAUGGAAAAUGCACACUAAAACUUUUGCACCUUCACAAAAAAAUACAAUCUAAUGUGAUUCAAAAAAAAAAGGCCUUAAUUUUUGAAGUGAGUCAUGCUGCCCUGUCUUUCCCUCCAUGUAAAUCUGCACACGUUUGUCUGGUUUAAAAAGAAAAAAACAAAAAAAAAAAGUUUGAGUGAUGUAAUUUAAAGGUUUAUUAAGGAACUGAGCUGCUAUCAACAGAUGUGUUGAAAGAAAGUGUCCGCAUGUGAUUGGUCGCCUCGAACCCAGAGGAAGUUUGGACAUGUCCGUGGUUCUGGUUGUGUCAAAGGAAGCGAUGGAAAAGACGAAUGUUUGUGUUUGCUUGUUCUCACAAGUGCAAUUGUGGACGAUGAGUGUACAGUAUGUGUGGCUGGAAUCGAGGUUUUUCUUCUUUCUUUUUUUUAUUCUUGAAACAGUUUCUUGAGUUGUCACUGCGGAGGAAGGUCUCCUCCCCAGCAUUGUGUGUCUCACUUGAAGGUGUGUGUCUCUGACAUGCGCCGUGUCGAUUAUGUAUUUCCCUUUUUGAAAUAAAUUUAUAUAUUUGUGCUAAAA
Messenger RNA from Mugil cephalus (flathead mullet), 2356 nucleotides. Its product is annotated as protein phosphatase 1 regulatory subunit 3C-B-like. Gene Ontology annotation, molecular function: protein phosphatase 1 binding; glycogen binding. The record is from RefSeq and is a predicted model, not a curated record. Gene Ontology annotation, biological process: regulation of glycogen biosynthetic process. NCBI's taxonomy places the organism in Eukaryota, Metazoa, Chordata, Actinopteri, Mugiliformes, Mugilidae. The coding region runs from base 187 to 1230 and encodes 347 amino acids. The transcript is spliced from 2 exons. Gene Ontology annotation, cellular component: protein phosphatase type 1 complex.